AAAAAUGUUUACUUUUCUUCUGUUAACAGACAGUUCCAGGGCCACACAGAUGGCGCUAGUUGUAUAGAUAUAUCAAAUGAUGGAACUAACCUCUGGACAGGAGGAUUAGAUAAUACAGUCCGUUCCUGGGAUUUGAGGGAGGGCCGUCAGCUUCAUCAACACGACUUUACAUCCCAGAUCUUCUCCCUUGGCUAUUGCCCCACAGGAGAUUGGCUUGCAGUGGGUAUGGAAAACAGUAAUGUGGAGGUACUCCAUUGUUCCAAACCCGAUAAGUACCAGUUACACCUACAUGAAAGUUGUGUGUUAUCCUUAAAGUUUGCCUCUUGUGGAAAAUGGUUUGUCAGCACCGGAAAGGAUAACCUUUUAAAUGCCUGGAUAACACCUUAUGGAGCUAGUAUCUUUCAGUCUAAAGAAGUUUCUUCGGUGCUGACCUGUGACAUUUCAUCAGAUGACAAGUAUAUUGUCACAGGAUCUGGUGACAAGAAAGCUACUCUUUAUGAGGUUAUGUUCUGAAAUUUCAAGCAGCCUUUUGGUGAAGUUUCCUACGUACCUAAACUAGCCAGUUGUGUAUAGUAAUGAGUGUGGAUGCUUUUUUUUAACCUCCAUAUGUUUGUCAGGUUUAACAAGACAGAUGAUAUGAAAAAGAACCGUGUCAAGAAUGAGUAAUGUAUCUUAAUAAUGAAGAAAAACAAGCGACUUUCACAGAGAAUCUGCUUGCUAGUCGGUUUUUCAUCGGAAAGCAUCAGUAACAUGCUACAUUCACUCUUUAUUUGGCUAACAGAGACGGCUUGUCCAAUAUUUUUGGUGUUUCUUCAUUGUUAAUCAGAAGAAAAGUGGACUUAUUUUUGUAACAUCCAGUACACUUCUACAUUAACACUGUAAAACUAUGAAAUGUGAUUUUGGUGUAAAAUGGUAGUUGUUUUUCUUUCUAUACAUAAUUUAGUUUUCUUUAUUUUGGCGUGUAUAAGCCAAGAACGUAUUAUAUUUUCAUGUAUUUUUCUUAAUGAAAUUAUUUAGUGAAGAAGGACUGGUUGCUUAAAUCCAUCCAUUAUUUUCAACCCUUUCAGUGCUCUGAAUUUGGUGAUGUUCUUUACAGAUCGUAAUAUCAGACCCUACAGAGGGUCAGUAAAGAAGACAGAGAUAAAGUCAAUACUAAUUACAAAUGUUAGUUAUUUAACUAUUCCAUUGAUUUCUUAUAAGAAUUUAUAGAUGUACACAAAUUUAAAGAUAAAAAAUUAGGUUGUAUUUUUUUUUAAAUGAAUAAAGUAAAUUACUACUCAUUUUGGCUCAGUUACUGUAUAAUUUAAGGGCAUCGUAUUUGUCAAAUAAAUAAACAUAUAUAUAUAUAUAUAUAAAAGAGAGAUAUGGGACACAGAGCUUUUAACUUUCAAUUGAGCAUUGGACUCAAACUAUUUCAACUAAUUCCCUUUGCUUGUUCUCACCCAUUGAUCUUUUCAUAUGUUGUUGAAAUGAGCAGACUGCAAGGUUAAACUUACAUAAUAUCAGAGGUUGGUACUAAAUCAGUGUCUUGCAAGAAAUCAAUGUACAAUAGUAGCUGUUUGAAAAUAUCUUACAUUUUGACUUCGUGUAGUGUAUAAUGACAUAGCAGGAAAUGGUAGUGUUUUAGCUUAUGAUAACAUCAGGGGUCUAUUUUGGACUCGAAGUGUAUGGAUAACUUAUGUGCUGAAAAGUAAUUUUCUGAUCUUUGGACCAUUAAAAAACAUCCAACAUUUAA
Messenger RNA from Limulus polyphemus (Atlantic horseshoe crab), 1735 nucleotides. Its product is annotated as protein groucho-1-like. NCBI's taxonomy places the organism in Eukaryota, Metazoa, Arthropoda, Merostomata, Xiphosura, Limulidae. The record is from RefSeq and is a predicted model, not a curated record. The annotation marks the transcript as partial. Gene Ontology annotation, molecular function: protein binding; transcription corepressor activity. Gene Ontology annotation, biological process: regulation of DNA-templated transcription; negative regulation of canonical Wnt signaling pathway. Gene Ontology annotation, cellular component: nucleus; transcription regulator complex. The transcript has 4 exons.